CACCAAACGACCCAAACUACCAGUUCCAUCUCUGGAUGGCUUUUUCAACAGCGCGACUUAUCUUGGCUAAGAAAAUCAGCGAACAACCAUCCGGACAGAGAUCCUGAGAAAGCUAAACAGUCUCCAGCCGAUCGUAGAGGACAUCAACCUCAUCAAGAAUGCCAUCAACGUACUCGCAUCGCCUGCUCCCGUCGCACCCAAUGCAGCUACCCGCAUCGCCUCCUGGGCGACGUAGUCCGCUCGGGCGUAGUCCGUCGACAUGGACUAGCAGAGUUUCCACAACCGCGAAAGUUAAAUACAGGGAGACCGUAGUAAAAAUGGGUGCGAACGCGGCGGCUGGACGUACUCCGCCAGGUAUCGUCGGAAGACCUCCGCAAAAGGGUGAAUGAUGCCUUAGGC
Messenger RNA from Aspergillus welwitschiae, 399 nucleotides. RefSeq lists its product as uncharacterized. The transcript has a single exon. The record is from RefSeq and is a predicted model, not a curated record. Lineage: Eukaryota; Fungi; Ascomycota; Eurotiomycetes; Eurotiales; Aspergillaceae. The annotation marks the transcript as partial.